Molecule: messenger RNA, 183 nt
Organism: Pochonia chlamydosporia 170
Lineage: Eukaryota; Fungi; Ascomycota; Sordariomycetes; Hypocreales; Clavicipitaceae
Exons: 1
Coding region: 1-183 (60 amino acids)
Source: RefSeq, a predicted model, not a curated record
AUGACUUGUUGUGAGCUCUGCUGGUGUCGUCGGCUGAGAACAAGAAUAUUGGCGCGCUUGGAAUCCUAUCAAGUAUUCGGUGAGGAGUUCUGCAAUACAUCAAAUAUGCAUCUAACUGUGCAUUGCUCAAUCAUGGCCAGCUGCUGCAUUUUACUUAUCUCAGGUAGUUACCUAGGUAGGUAG